This is a messenger RNA of Cucurbita moschata (crookneck pumpkin), 1298 nucleotides long. RefSeq names its product aspartic proteinase CDR1-like. The record is from RefSeq and is a predicted model, not a curated record. Gene Ontology annotation, molecular function: aspartic-type endopeptidase activity. Gene Ontology annotation, cellular component: extracellular region. The transcript has 2 exons. Gene Ontology annotation, biological process: proteolysis. Lineage: Eukaryota; Viridiplantae; Streptophyta; Magnoliopsida; Cucurbitales; Cucurbitaceae. Bases 1 to 1296 code for a protein of 431 amino acids.
AUGGCAAUCAUUGUCUCACUGAUUUUGUUAAUCUCCUCCGCCGCCUCCUCCGCUGCUGCAGACGGUGGCUAUGGCUUCUCGGUCGAACUGAUCCACCGUGACUUCCUCAAGUUCCCACUUUUCAACGCAUCAGAGACACACUACCAACGCAUUGCCGACGCUCUCCGUCGCUCCAUCAGCCGUGGGACGGUGUCACCGCCAGACACGGGGAAAGCCCCAAUAUACACGAGCGGAGGCGCGUAUGUUGUGAAAAUAUCCCUCGGAACGCCGCCGUUUUCGAUUGUAGCCAUUGCUGACACGGGAAGCGACAUUAUUUGGACUCAGUGCAAACCUUGCCCGAAUUGCUACCAGCAAAUCGCGCCGAUGUUUGAUCCGAGUAAAUCGUCGACUUACAAGACAGUCUCGUGUUCCUCGCCGACUUGCUCGAUUACAGGGCCGGGAAAUUCUUGUUCCUCGAAUUCCGUGUGCGAGUACUCCAUUUCUUACGGCGAUGGAUCCCACAGCAACGGAGAUAUUGCCGUUGAUACCCUUACAAUGGACUCCACCUCCGGCCGCCCCAUGGCGUUUCCACGGACUGCCAUUGGCUGUGGCCAUGACAAUGCUGGCUCUUUUGAUUCUAAAGUUUCUGGGAUUGUUGGGCUCGGUCAUGGUUCAGCUUCUCUUGUCCAGCAGAUGGGGCCGGCCACUGGCGGAAAAUUCUCUUACUGUUUGGCACCCAUCGGAAACUCUAACUACUCGAGCUAUCUUAACUUCGGCUCUAAUGCUAUCGUCUCUGGCUCGGGAGCCGUCUCGACUCCAAUUUAUACCGGCAAAGGCUACUACAAAGUUUUCUACGUGCUGAAAAUAGAAGCAAUGAGUGUUGGAAGCAACAAAUAUAAUUUUUCAAGCUCUUCACCAUUUGGAACAAAGGGGAACAUCAUUAUCGACUCCGGCACGACGCUUACAUUCUUACAACCGGACAUCUUUGCUAGCUUCUCCGAGGCGAUUUCCGAGGUGAUGGACCUCAAGUCCACGACUAGUCCAAUUCAAACCUUGGAGUUUUGCUAUGAGAGCACCACCGACGACUAUAAGGUGCCGCCAGUCAUAGCGCACUUUAAAGGUGGCAAGGUGAAUCUCAAGCGAGAAAACCUGUUCAUUAGGGUGGCGGACGACGUCGUUUGCUUGGCAUUUGUUGGCAACAGUGAGAAAAACAGCAUGCAAAUCUACGGCAACAUUGCACAGACUAACUUCUUGGUUGGCUAUAAUAUCAAGAAAUCGUCUGUUUCUUUCAAGCCAGCAAAUUGUGCUGCCUCGUGAUU